AUGAAAGGAGUAAAAAUUAGGCGUUACAACGUGUAAAACCGAAAAUGACAUGUACCUACGGAUAGGAUUUUUCAUAAAAUAAUUGUUAGCAUGACAUGAGACUAUACAGAUGAGUCAGCCGAUAUCGAUUCGGUUUACUUUGCGCCGCCGAGAUGCAUUUUCAGAUGUUAUCAAAACCGUAAAUAUCGAUUGUGGGUGUUACGAGUUCGCAUACAGAGAGAAUUUAAACCGAUCUAUUUCCGGUAGAGCAUUCAUUAAGCGUUCCAUUUACGGUUGAUAUCAGCUGAGAUUUUUCAAUCGCUAGCCGGUAGAUUCUCGAGCCACACGAGUCCGAGUUACUGGCGGUAUACGGGCGAACAAAAUAUCGCUAUGACUUUCUCGAAGGUCAACGCCAUCGUGAUCAUUGUUGUCUCCUACCGACUCGGAGUAAUCGGGGCAAAUAUGGUGAAGGAAAUCGACGCGAACGGCGAUUACGAAGCUGAAAACAUACUGACGGAAUUCAUGAUCGAUUUGAAGAAGUUCACGAUAGACAAAUGCGAUUACCAGGACGUUGUCGUUCUGAGCAACCACCGGUGGCACAUUCAGACGACCGUCGGAUUAACGGAGGGGAUUCCACGUAUCAUCGGAAGUCCAGCAGACGUUGAGAUUCCGAAAUCGUUGUGCAUCGCUACUUUGUUCGUCGACGGUGUCGAGGACUUUGAACUGGAGUCGAUCUUCGCUAAACUCAGCCCAAUUUCCAAGAACAGUCUUUGGCUGAUCUCGAUGAGGCAAAACACGAGCAGAGACGUGAUAGCCGUACGGCUACGAUGGGCGCUGAACAUGAAACUUCGAAACGUCAAGUACGUCGUGCUCUCCGGUCGUUACGGAAUCACGCAGAUCUACAUGAAAAGUUAUUCCGAUAACUGCACCUAUGAAAUUAAGGUGGUCAGCUCGUGGGAACCGGGAAAGGAAUUCACGGUUAACCCCGACGACCUUGAGUCGCACCUCGUAUCGCCUACGAUCGGCCGAGGAUGUCCCGGUCGAGUCAGCGUCGCCAUUGCACCGGAAUUACUGAGGGGUCCGGAGAAGCAUUUGAUCCAGACAAUCGCGGAUGAUUUGAACUUUGUCCCGGUGAUAAAGAACCCUCCCGGUGCAAAGGAAUUCUGGAUAGCUCCUAACGGCACGUUGUUCGGCGUCGUCGGAGAGGUCAGCAGAGAAGUAGCCGAAUUCGGUAUCGGUCAACUUCGAGCGACCUUGACGAGGGCGAGGUUCGUUGAUUUCACAACGGCCUACAAGACCGAACGUAUGGUAUGGAGCGUUCCGUUGAGGGUGGAAGUCGACAUAGUACAUUCGGAAUUUUCGCCUUUCAUCUGGUUUCUGAUAUUCCUAUCGCUCUUUCUGUACCUGAUGCUGGCCUCGCUCGUCUCAAAAUCAAGCUCGGGCAAAUACCGCCUGGUAACGAACACUUGCGACGUCAUUUCCAUGACCUUGAAUUACACGGUCGUCUAUCGGGCCGCCUGGACGACCUGGCCUCUGUUAUUCCUGCUUUACUUGAUGUACGCCCGAAUCAUCUCAACGGCCUACUCGACUUCCCUCGCCUCCAUUCUGACAACGACGCUUCCGCAGCCCGCGGUCGUCGAGGAGGUCGAAAUAUUCACUUCGGAUCUACGUGUCGCAGGGUCAAUUUCUACCCACGGUAUGUUGUUCGAAGAUACAGGUCCGAACAGCAGCGCGUUCGAGCUGGAGCUGCUGAAACGUUCCGAAGUGAUACCUACGACCGAAGAAGCUCUCGAGCGAAUUACCCUAGGCGACAAGCUCGCCUACUUGCAAGAAGUCUCGGACAUCGACCGUGUCAAAAUGGAAUUUCUUAUGAAGAAUAAACCGUUGCUUUUCGGCCAGAUAUCGACCAUACUGACCGCGUACAGCUCUUCGAUCGCGUUUCCCAAAGGGUCGACCGUCGUCGAGCGCAUCAAUGCACUCGUACUGAGACUUUCCCAAUCCGGCAUACUGCAGUUCUGGGACAGCGAAGAUUCGCCGGUUUUGCGCUCGGGCGAAAACAUCAUUUCAGAAGCGGAACAAGAUUCGUUGCUUCACACCUUACGAUCCGUAUUUUUCCUCUACUUGUACUGCCUGGUACCGACUGUCCUGAUUUUCAUCGGAGAAUCGAUCGUCUUUCACCUUAAGAUCGAUCAACGGUUACGUUUUUGGUUCGCCAGGAAUGGAUGGUAAUAUACCGAAAC
This is a messenger RNA of Athalia rosae (coleseed sawfly), 2219 nucleotides long. RefSeq names its product glutamate receptor ionotropic, kainate glr-3-like. Bases 370 to 2208 code for a protein of 612 amino acids. NCBI's taxonomy places the organism in Eukaryota, Metazoa, Arthropoda, Insecta, Hymenoptera, Athaliidae. The record is from RefSeq and is a predicted model, not a curated record. The transcript has 2 exons.